Molecule: messenger RNA, 654 nt
Organism: Entrophospora sp. SA101
Lineage: Eukaryota; Fungi; Glomeromycota; Glomeromycetes; Entrophosporales; Entrophosporaceae
Source: the annotation of a GenBank genome assembly
AUGUCUCCAAAUCAAACUCUCUCUACUGAUCCAGUUUCAGGAAAAAAAAAGAUUGACAGUGUAUUAACAACUAAUGCAACUGGUACAAGAAAACUUAAACCAAUUGUAAUUGGAAAGUCUGUCAACCCAAGAUGUUUCAAAAAUGUAAAUAUGUCUUUGUUACCUGUUAUUUACAAGUCUACUCCAAAAGCAUGGAUGCACAGUGAUAUUUUUGAAGAUUGGUUAAGAAAUUUGGAUAAUCAAUUUCAAAGAGAAAGAAAACAUAUUCUGCUUCUAAUUGACAAUGCACCAUCCCAUGUGGAUCCAGGAUCAAUCUUAGAUGAACAACCUGAAGAACAAGCUACCACUGAUGGAAUAAUUGAAUCUUUAAAUCAAUCAGAUCUUAGUGAUGAUUUGGAAAUUUUGGAAUAUGUCAAUGAUAAUGAAUUGAGUUUGACAGAAAAGCCUUUAGAUGAUGAUGAAAUAGUCCAAAUGGUUUUGGAUGAAGCAAACAAUGUAAAUGAUGAAUCGGAAGGUGAAGAUAUUGAUGAACUGAAAGUCAUUGCAACCAAUGAAGAUGCUUUGAAAGCAGUAGAUACAUUGAUUGAAUAUUUUGAACAUCAAAAUGAUUUAGAGUUUAAUGAGAAUUAUUAUAAAAAUUUAAAAAAAUAUUGA